Molecule: messenger RNA, 5046 nt
Organism: Effrenium voratum
Lineage: Eukaryota; Dinophyceae; Suessiales; Symbiodiniaceae
Source: the annotation of a GenBank genome assembly
AGGCUCAAGGAUUCGAAUCCUUGGCCCAUGGCCGCCUUUAGCGGGCGCUGCGAUGGCCGGAUCUUCGCGACCGUUUUGGCGAGCCCGGCCAAGACGGGCGCGAGGCGAAGCCUGAGGCCGUCGGGGUGGUCCUCGUCCUUGGCCCUCGCCUUCUGCGCGGCGCCCGCGGCCCUUGGCCGGCGGUCCUUCGUCGGCGCGGGCCUCGGCGCGGGCCUCGGCGCGCGCGCGGCGGCAUCGCGCACAGUGGGCCGCCGCGGCCGCGCCGCAGGGCGGCGGCUGGCGUUGCGCGCGGAGCUUCUGCGAGAGGGCUUAGGCAACCUGAGCUUGGAGCAACAGCUGCCGUCAGAUGAGGACUCCGUGCUUGAGCUGAUUGCGCGUGAAGGUGUUGACGCAGUCGCGCCCACGCUUGAGCAGCUACUGGCGGACGGGGCGCUGCGCGCCGCCUUGGCAGUCUACCAAAGGUGGUGCGUGGAGCAAAGGACUCCCGUCUCCCUCUUCCUGCGAGGGCAGGUACUGCAGAUCCUCGGGGAGUUUUCGCAGUUCGAUUUUGCCGUCCAGCACGUCAAGGACCUGCUGGAUGAGGGUGCGCUGGAUCUGGAGUCUGCCUCAGAGAUGUUCAACAGGAUACUCUCUGGGCUGGUGCAGUCCAAGCACCCCCUCAGCUCCGAACGGGCCGACUUGAUCUUCAAGGAGAUCUUCGCCUUGGACCUGGUGAACGACGAGGCCCUGCGCUUGCUGGUGGAGGCCAAGACGCACAUGGCGUCCCCCAACUUCCUCAUCGAGGUGAGCCAAACCCUGGCGGAGGCCUGGCGAUGUUUGCGUGGCCCGCCGGGGGGCCAGUGCCUGCUGGCGGUGAGCAGCGCCAUGCUGCGGGGCGGCAACCUGGAGGCGGCCUACCUGUGGUUCCUGGCGAGUCAGAAUGUCCGGCCGCGCUUGGAGCUGGUGGCACCACAGGACCUGGAGCUGGUGUCGCAGCUGGCGCGGGGCCUGGCGAUCUCCGGCCGCGCCCGGGAGCUGCUGCGGCUGCUGCGCCGCGUCCAGCAGGACGGGGGGCGGCUGCCGAAGUCCACGGGCGCCAUGGCGCUCGCCGGCUACGCCUGCGGCCGCACGCUGGGCACCGUGUGGCUGGAGCCCCCGGCCAGCUUCCUGCGGCGCCGCGCCACCUACGCGUCGAGCCGGGCAGAGGGUGUGGCGGUGGCCUGUGCCGAGCAGUGGGAGUGGAAGCGCCUGGAGACCUCUCGCCCUGAGAUGUACCAGUGGUACCCCUACCUCUCCCCGGACUGCAAGCUGGAGCGCGCCUGGCUGUCGCCGCUGCGAAGCUUCGACCGCGCGGCGCUGGGCCUCGCGGAGAUGUCCCCCGCGCGCGCGGCGGCGAGGGAGCGGCUGCGCGACGCCGAGCCGCCGGAGGCGGAUCUGACCUCGGCCCUCUGCAACGAGCCGUCCCAAAGCCGGCGCGGGGCCGGGCGCGGCCAUGGCCGCGCCAAGGCGCGGCCCGUGCUGCGCGCGCCAGAGGCCUCCACCUGGCGGAAGCUGCAUGCGGACGUGGUGAAGAAGGCCUUCCCCACCUCUGCGAGGUACAAAUUUCGGAGCCCCGAGGAGCUCAGGCAGGUGCUGCUGGCGGAGAAGUCGACUCGGCUCAUGCUGGGCGCCAAAGAGAAGUCCGCUGCUCCCUUGCCCUCCGAGAUCAAGGCAAUGGUGGACGAAGUCCCGGAUGAGUUGCUGCUUCGCUUGAGAAGCCUCAAGGUGUCAGAGCUCACUUCAGCGGAGCAGCUGGAGCUGAUGCAGGAGCUGCAGGAUGCCUCCGGCCACACCAGCAGUGUGCCUUUGCGAGCGUCCAAUGUGAAGGAGAUGGUGCAGCUUGCCGUCGAGUUUGCCACUGACACAAGGGCUGAUGUUCCCUUGUCAGACGAGGAGUACCGCGAGCUGGUGCGGGGCAUGUCAGAGGAAGAGCUGCUAGAAGCCUUCCAGAGCGUGCGCCCGCGGGGCAUGCAGCACAUUCUGGGGUCCGAGCUGAGUGCGGAUCUUGAGGCGGCGCUGCAGGCGGAGCUGUUGGAGGACCAGGCCGUGGCCGGCAGCGCCGAAGACGAGCUGCGCCUGGCCUUGGAGAUCCUGGAAUCUCUACAGCAGCUGGGGUUGGAGCCCUCCGCGGCGGACCGCCGCGCCCUGCUCUGCGCCGCCCACGAGCUGGGCGACCCACAGCUGGCGGCGCAGGUGCUGGAUUGCGUCUCUGAGGGGGUGAAGCCGCAGAAGGAGCCUGGGCUGGGCCCGCAGGGCGAGAGGCUGGUGCAGAUGUACGUGGUCAAGCGCGAUGGAAACAAGCAGGAGGUGAAGUUCGAUUCGAUCACCCGGCGUAUUCAGCAGCUUUGUGAGGGCUUGGAUAGCGAGUACAUUGAUCCGGUGCCGGUCACGCAAAAGGUCAUUGAAGGCUUCUACAAUGGCAUCUCCACGGCCGAAGUGGACACCUUAGCCGCGGAGACCUGUGCUUACAUGUCCCAGAAGCAUCCGGACUUCUCGAUCCUCGCGGCGCGCAUCGCGGUGUCCAACCUCCACAAGAACACCUCGGACUCCUUCGCCGAGACCUGCCGGGCGCUCUUCGAGUACAAGGACCAGCAGGGGAGGUCCGCCGCGCUGCUGGCGGAGGAGGUCUAUGACUUUGUGCGCUCGAAUGCCUCGAAGUUGGAUGAAGCCGUAGACUACAAGCGGGACUUCGGCUACGACUACUUUGGCUUCAAAACCCUCGAGAAGUCCUACCUCCUCCGGGUGCAUGGACAGAUCGUGGAACGGCCCCAGCACAUGAUUAUGCGCGCAGCCUGCGGCAUCCACUGCGGAGACCUCCGCGCGACUUUGGAGACCUACGACCUGAUGUCGCGGAAGUUCUUCACGCACGCCACCCCCACGCUCUUCAACGCAGGCACGCCGCGGCCCCAGAUGUCCUCCUGCUUCCUCCUGAAGGUGCAGUCCGACAGCAUCGAGGGCAUCUACGACACCUUGAAGAGCUGUGCCUUGAUCUCCAAGAGUGCCGGGGGCAUCGGCGUGGCGGUGUCGAACGUGCGCGCCGGGGGGUCCUACAUCCGCGGCACCAACGGCCACAGCAACGGCCUGGUGCCCAUGCUCCGGAAUUUCAAUGAGACAGCCAGGUAUGUGGACCAGGGCGGGGGCAAGCGCAAGGGCUCCUUCGCCAUGUACUUGGAGCCCUGGCACGCCGACGUCUUCGACUUUUUGGAGCUGCGGAAGAACCACGGCAAGGAGGAGCAGCGCGCCCGGGAUCUCUUUCUGGGGCUUUGGAUUCCGGACCUCUUCAUGAAACGCGUGAAGGAGAACAAGGACUGGACGCUCUUCUGCCCCAACGAGGCCUUCGAUGCGAGCGGGAAGACGCUGAUGGAUCUCUGGGGCGAGGAGUUCGAGCAGCUCUAUUGCCGCCUGGAGGCUGAGGGCAAGGGCCGCAAGACGGUGAAGGCCCAGCAGCUCUGGUUCAGAAUCCUCGAGGCUCAGAUGGAGACAGGGACUCCCUACAUGCUGUAUAAGGACGCUUGCAAUCGCAAGUCCAACCAGCAGAACUUGGGCACCAUCCAUUGCUCGAACCUCUGCACCGAGAUUGUGGAGUACACCUCCCCGGACGAAAUCGCGGUUUGCAACCUCGCCUCCAUUGCUUUGCCCUCCUUCGCAAGCUCCGACGGAGCAGCCUUUGACUUUCAAAGACUGUACGAGGUGACCAAGGUGGUGACGAAGAACCUGAACAAGGUCAUCGACCGCAACUACUAUCCCGUGGAGGAGGCCCGCAGGUCCAACAUGAGGCACCGCCCUGUGGGCCUGGGGGUGCAAGGUCUGGCGGACGCCUUCCUGAUGAUGAAGCUGCCCUUUGAGAGCCGAGAGGCCAAGAAGCUCAACGAGGGGAUCUUCGAGACGAUCUACUUUGCCGCCUGCGAAGCCUCCUGCGAGCUCGCGGAGGUGCAGGGGCCCUAUGAGACCUACGCGGGCAGCCCCGCCAGCAAGGGUCUGCUGCAGUUCGACCUGUGGCAAAAGGCGCCUGGGACUGGGCGCUGGGACUGGACCGCGCUGAAGGCGCGGAUCGCCCAGCACGGCCUGCGGAACUCCCUGCUGGUGGCGCCCAUGCCCACGGCCAGCACCGCGCAGAUCCUGGGCAACAACGAGUCCUUCGAGCCCUACACGCAGAACUUGUACGUGCGCCGGGUCCUGUCCGGUGAAUUCGUGCAGGUGAAUCGGCACCUUCUGAAAGACCUCAUCGCCCGGAAGCUUUGGAACGACGAGCUGCGCAUGAAGCUCAUCGCACACAACGGCUCUGUGCAGAGGCUGGACUUGCCUGAGGACUUGAAGGACCUCUACAAGACAGUUUGGGAGAUCAAGCAGAAGGUGGUGCUGGACAUGGCGGCCGACCGGGGCGCCUACAUCGACCAGAGUCAGUCUCUGAACAUCCACAUGGUGGACGUGACCACGGCCAAGCUGUCCUCCAUGCACUUCCAUGGCUGGCAGCUGGGCCUCAAAACUGGGCUCUACUACCUCCGCACCAAGGCGGCGGCGGACGCGAUCAAAUUCACCGUGGAUGUGAGCACUGCGAAGAGUGGCUCAGACUCUGAGGCGACGAAGUCGGCCAUCGAGUCGCUGAAGGCUGAAGGGCCAAAGUAUGCCUGCGUCGGCUGCAGCGCCUAGAUUUUUCGGACACCUUUCAGCCCGGAAGGGAAGGACGGCGAAAGGAUGGAUCCCCGUACUUGGGAGCAUUGCCAACCAGAUCCGUCAAAAUUGGCAGGUUGUUGCCAACUGGCGGUGGGCACUGAUGUGCACGAAUUCAAGAGAGCUCAUGUGCAACACAUGAUGCCGGAGGGAAGCCAAUGAUGGGUUCAGCAAGGCUUUCAGUGACACUCACUGUGCUGCCUUGCGCGCACCUUGUGCGCAAGUCACAUUUUCUGGGGAAGGUGGAUAAGGUGCCACCAGGACUGCCGAGCAGGCAAACGCGAACGCACGGUUUUGGGGUCAACAAAGUUUGGCGCGGAUUGGACGCGAGGCAGAUCCAUGUGCGGCAUGUUGCGG